This is a messenger RNA of Drosophila kikkawai, 1352 nucleotides long. Its product is annotated as venom serine protease. Gene Ontology annotation, biological process: proteolysis. The record is from RefSeq and is a predicted model, not a curated record. Lineage: Eukaryota; Metazoa; Arthropoda; Insecta; Diptera; Drosophilidae. Gene Ontology annotation, molecular function: serine-type endopeptidase activity.
AUUUCCAUCAUGUGGCAUUUUCCGGUGUUCCUCUUGCUUUCAAUUAUCAGUUUAGUUUUUGGCCAGCAACAGUGUACCAGGCACUAUGAUUUACAGUCUAAUCGAGUGAUUAAUAUAAGUAGUGCCAAUUAUCCUUUGGCUUUACCAAGUGGCAGUAAUUGUAGGUUUCGUUUGAAGGCGCCCAGGAAUCAUGUCAUCCAUUUGAAUUGUCGUUUUGAAGUGUUCCCCGAUACCUGUGGCUCUGAGUUCCUGUUCAUCUCCCGCGAUGGUGACCUCCAGUUCCGCGAUGGCGAACGCUACUGUCGCAUGGGUCAGAUCACCAGGAUCUCCAACUUUCAAGCCAUGGCCUUUGCCUAUUAUUCAAGCAGCCCUGCCACCCAGCAAAGAUCCAGGCUCAGCUGCCAGGCAGUGGCUCGUCCUGCGCCCUGUGACUGCGGUUGGUCCUUGCCGAAUCGCAUUGCCAAUGGCAUGGAGGCGGCCAAGCAUGAGUUCCCCUCCAUGGUUGGUCUAAGGGAUCUCACCUCAAAUUUACCCAUUUUCUGUGGGGGCAGCAUAGUAAGUCAGCGUUUUAUAGUGACCGCUGCCCAUUGUACAGCCCGCCAGCCGGUAGCCAGUCGCCUGUUGGCGCUUGUAGGAGAGCAUGAUCUAAGCAGGGCUACCGAAUCUAUAUAUGCCGCCCAGCAUCGCAUUCAGAGUAUUUUCAACCAUCCCGGCUAUAGGGAAACCACCAACGGAGCUAAUAUCAAUGACAUAGCCCUGCUGUACACAGUGACUCCCAUAGAGUGGUCAAGGGGAGUGGCGCCUAUAUGUCUGCCAGUGCGACAAGCAGAAAGCAACUUUAACUAUCAGAAUGUGGACAUUAUGGGCUGGGGCACCUUGGGCUUUGCUGCCUCCAAGUCGAAUACUCUCCAAAAGGCUACCCUUUUGACCAUGGAUAAUGCCGUGUGUCGCAGCCAGUUCAACUCCAGCAUCUCACCCAGCCAGCUGUGCACUUAUGAUUCCCGAGGCAGGGGUCAGGACUCGUGUCAGUAUGAUUCUGGUGGUCCUGUGAUCUUGAGGCAGCGCGAACGUAUGUUCCAGCUGGCAGUGAUCAGCUUUGGACGGACCUGCGGUCAGCCCUUUGGAAUUGGGGUCAACACAAGGAUCACAUCGCAUCUUAACUGGAUGUGGCGCUAUGUGGGCGGAGGGGUGUGUAUGAGAUAGGGCAGAGCUUUGAUUGAUGUCUAUAUAAGCACACACUGAGGGGAAAAUUAUCAACCAAAGGAAACUUGUUAUUAAACAAAAUAGUAAUAGAAAAAUAAUGGCGAAAGAAAUCCUACUUUGCUUCAUAAAUUAUGGUUGUACUCAAUUUA